Molecule: messenger RNA, 3276 nt
Organism: Salvelinus sp. IW2-2015
Lineage: Eukaryota; Metazoa; Chordata; Actinopteri; Salmoniformes; Salmonidae
Product: guanine nucleotide-binding protein G(olf) subunit alpha
Biological process (GO): sensory perception of chemical stimulus; adenylate cyclase-activating dopamine receptor signaling pathway
Cellular component (GO): heterotrimeric G-protein complex
Molecular function (GO): GTPase activity; G-protein beta/gamma-subunit complex binding; GTP binding
Source: RefSeq, a predicted model, not a curated record
AUAGGCUACAUCUGUCGGUACAAACUUUGAUUGAGGAAAUGAUGGCAUUACACCACUGGAUCCACUACCCGGCUCUAGCGCUGCUGUAAUGCAGUCCCUGCUCCUGCAGGCGUUGGGUUCUAGCUGGGCUUGGCUCCAGUGCGCAUGUACUAAUUGGCUCCUGAAACAGGAACUAGCAAGAUGUCAGCCCCCACGAAUGCGACCAUGAGUAGAGUACUUGAAAACAAUGGUCGGCCAUCUUGGAGGCUGUCUCUAGUUCUUAUUAUAGCUCAGCGGAUCUAAUUACGGGCUGACUGUCAUUAACAGACGGGACAAAAUGCAAAAUUGUCCAGAAUCGUGAUUAGAUAACAUCUCCAGUUGGAAUUUCACACACAUCCCAGGACAGGGGAAAUACCGCAAUGAGGACAGGUAUCAUCUCUUGAGGAUUUUUUAAAUUUUAAUCUGAAUUAUUCGUUUACAUUUUUACUAAGGAACAAACACGACAAUGGGACUGUGCUAUAGCCUGCGUCCUAGUCUUGACGAACCCGGUGAUACCGAGCAGCCGGCGGACACCUCUGUACCGUUACGCUCCAAGGACCUUGAUCACGAGGAUACAGAGGCAUAUAAUGACAUGUCAUGGUGCCGUCGUUGUUUGUGUCACCGCAGGGGCCCUGGCAAAGGCAAACCAUUUGCGGGAGAUGCCGGUCGAUGGGACACGACUGACGGCGUGCCCAUACAGAAUGGGGGCGGUGGGGGAGCAGACCGCAGCCAGCGACAGCAAUUGCUGCAGAAAACGCUCAGCAAACAGAAAAACAAGGACAAAAAGUUAUCGGAGGAGAUCAAAAAACAGGCGAAGAAAGUCAGUAAACAUAUCGAUCUAACUCUGAAGGAGCAACAACGGGAAUACGAGCAGACUCAUCGUCUGCUUUUACUUGGGGCUGGAGAGUCUGGGAAAAGCACGAUUGUCAAGCAGAUGCGGAUUCUGCACGUCAAUGGUUUUAACGCAGAAGAAAAGAAACAGAAGGUCCUGGACAUCCGGAAAAAUGUGAAGGAUGCCAUUGUGACGGUAGUUUCGGCGAUGAGCACGUUAAUACCCCCAGUUCCAAUAGGUAACCCAGCGAACGAGUACAGAAUUGACUACAUCAAAAGUAUAGCACCUCUCUCGGACUUCGACUACACAGAGGAGUUCUUCGAGCAUGCCAAGCAGCUGUGGGACGAUGAAGGCGUGAAGGCUUGCUUUGAGCGCUCCAAUGAGUACCAGCUCAUCGACUGUGCACAGUACUUCUUGAACAAAAUUGAGUCUGUGAGGUCGAAUGACUACACACCAACAGAUCAGGACUUGCUUCGCUGCCGAGUUUUGACUUCAGGUAUUUUUGAAACAAGAUUUCAAGUCGACAAAGUGAACUUUCAUAUGUUUGAUGUAGGCGGCCAGAGAGACGAGAGGAGAAAAUGGAUCCAGUGCUUUAACGACGUGACGGCCAUCAUCUUUGUGGCAGCAAGCAGCAGUUAUAACAUGGUCAUAAGGGAAGACAACAGCACCAACAGACUCCGGGAAUCACUGGAUCUCUUCAAGAGCAUCUCGGAAAACAGCUUGGUCCUCCAGUUUCUACGGACCAUUUCAGUCAUCCUGUUCUUGAACAAGCAGGACAUGUUGGCUGACAAGAUCUUAGCAGGGAAAUCCAAACUUGAAGACUACUUCCCUGAGUAUGUUCGCUAUACAGUACCGGCUGAAGCCGUUCCAGACCCUGGAGAGGACCCUAAAGUGACCCGGGCCAAAUUUUUCAUCCGAGAUGAGUUCCUUAGGAUCAGCACGGCGAGCGGCGACGGCAAACACUACUGCUACCCCCACUUCACCUGCGCCGUGGACACGGAGAACAUCCGCCGUGUCUUCAACGACUGCCGAGACAUCAUCCAGAGGAUGCACCUGCGCCAAUACGAACUAUUGUGAUUGGUUGCAGCCCACCAUCCAGUCAGCGCUCUGCCAAUCCCGGCGCAGUAUGAUUCCACUCCCAAAACACAAGGCCCUGUUACCAGGGGGACCAGGAGAACUACUGAAGCAUCACAAUGCUGUCAUUUUGUUUGCCAUUGUUGUUGUUUUUCUAUUUUGUUUUCUCCUUCCUUUGUUCUUUUAUUUAUGGCCAAUCUUGACUUUAUUUUGUAGGUCUAAGCAGGGAUGGGACAUUGUGUGUGUGCCUCAUCUUUUAUUUCCAAUGCCUUUAUUCUGUUCAUUCCACUAAGCCUUUUUAGACAUAUUUUUUUGUAGUUUUUGUUUGAAACUAGUCAUCUUCUGUCAUUUCUGUUGUUUGAUCUGGACCAGCUGAAGUUGUUAAGAGGGUGUGUGUGUGCGUGAGAGUUGAGGGAUCUGAUGGACUCCUGUGUAUGCUGGUUCCUCCCAACACUUCUCUCUCUCUCUCUCCCUCUUUCUCUUUCUCGAGUACUUGAUGAAGGGGUGGGUGGGGCGGGCAGCAGAUGUAUCAGGUAACUUAAUGCCGUCAAGGAAGUAUACACAUGAUGUAGCACCGUGAUAUUUAUUACUCUGUCACUUUGUUUAUUUUGUAUCAUUUUAUUGCAGGAUGAUGGAGAGCGAGGCUUUCAGGCUGUAGAUUUAGCAUAGAGGGGGUGGGGCUUGUGGGAGAAUAGGAGGAUGCUGGGAGUUUGAGUCCAAUGCACCUCCGGCUGUAGGGGCAGCAGCAGCUUUCUGCCACGUGUCUAGAUGGAAAGAGAAAUACCACACUCACUUUGAUUUGCCCACAGACGGUCCUUUUUACUUAGAUCCUCUUGGGCAAGAGUUCUAUAUAUAUAUAUAUAGAUUUGUUUUUGUUGAUUAUCUUGUACAGACUGCAAAAUGUAAUGUUAUUUUGUACAACUUUAUUGAGAAAAAAACUACUUGUAGAAGAUCUUUGUGCCUUGAUAAUGGCUGUACCUGUAAAUUGAGCUCUGAUGUAUGUUGUUGACUGCCCCUGUACAGCUUGAUGUCAAACUCUAUCUGACAGUAGAGACUGCAGGUAGGGCGUCUCUCUCUCUCUCUCUCUGUAGAGGUACAUUUUUCUGGUUUAUAAAAAAGGAAAAUGUUCUUUAGUAGAAAAAGGAGGAAAAAUUUGCGAGGGGUUAAAAAAAAACACACGGAAAUCCUGUAUACAUUAUGCAAAUUAACCACUUACCUACCGCAGUGACCCCAGGUCGCAGCCAGAGACAUUGCCUUCAUCCUCCUUCYUUUUGACGGUGAACAUUUCAAUUUUUGUUUCUGAUUCUCAGCUUUAAUACAUUACAAGAUCAAUUGACGUGUCCAAAUCGCAA